UCGGGUGUGCGUGCGUGCGUGCGUGUUUGCGUGUGGUCACAGUUCCCGCCAUCAGCCGCUCUCCCUAACUGGGGGAGUGAGCGGCCCCUCUCCGUACCCGGUAUCCCUUCCUUCGUGACCCCCAGCUCCUCCCCCUCCACGCGGACUCCGUGCUUCCGGCAGGCCUGUCCAAAGCUCCGACUCGCAGGUACAGCUGAGUUGAUGGCACCUGGAGAACUGGCAUAGCUGCAGAAUAUGAGUAGUUCCCCAAGAAGAGUGCAUUGCCUUUGGCACAAGGAUCAGAAUAAAGGUGAACUGUUAUUACAUAGGGUUUUUCAGUAAAAGUCUCUGAAAAAUCCUUUAGAAUCAUGAAGGAAGGUAAAAGUUGGCCAUAUUGCCAUGGGCACUCACAUUGAGAAUGGAACCUUUAGUAUUCCUGAUUGUCAUGGUUGGUAAUGCUGCAAAAUGCAAAAUUUAGACACUAAAUGGACUCAGGUACAUGGCUAAGGAGAGAGCAUGUACAGAAAAAAUAAAAGACUCUGUCAGGUGAAGGUGUAUUUUUUCUUUUUAAUUUGGCUAGAAGCAAUUUAUUUUUAAAGAAAAUAUGUCUCCUCUGAAGAUACAUGGCCCUAUCAGAAUUCGAAGUAUGCAGACUGGGAUUACAAAAUGGAAAGAAGGAUCCUUUGAAGUUGUGGAAAAAGAGAAUAAAGUCAGCCUAGUAGUUCACUACAAUACUGGAGGGAUUCCAAGGAUAUUUCAGCUAAGUCAUAACAUUAAAAAUGUGGUGCUUCGACCCAGUGGAGCAAAGCAAAGCCGCUUAAUGUUAACUCUACAAGAUAACAGCUUCUUGUCUAUUGAUAAAGUACCAAGUAAGGAUGCAGAGGAAAUGAGGUUGUUUCUAGAUGCAGUCCAUCAAAACAGGCUUAAUGCAGCCAUGAAACCUUCUCAGGGUUCUGGUAGUUUUGGAGCUAUUCUGGGCAGCAGGACCUCACAGAAGGAAACCAACAGGCAGCUUUCUUAUUCAGACAAUCAGGUCUCUUCAAAAAGAGGAAGUUUGGAAACUAAAGAUGAUACUCCAUUUCGAAAAGUUCUUGGUAAUCCAAGUAGAGGAUCGAUUAAGGCUGCAGCAGGAAAUGGAGUAACUCCUGCCCGGACAAUUCCCUCUUUGACAUCUACAUCCACACCUCUUAGAUCAGGGUUAUUAGAAAAUAGGACUGAAAAGAGAAAAAGAAUGCUGUCAUCUGGCUCAGAGUUGAAUGAAGAUUACCCUAAGGAAAAUGAUUCAUCAUCGAACAACAAGGCUAUGACAGAUCCCUCAAGAAAGUAUUUAACCAGCAGUAGAGAGAAGCAACUGAGUUUGAAACAGUCAGAAGAGAAUAGGACAUCAGGGCUUCUACCUUUGCAGUCGUCAUCUUUUUAUGGUAGCAGAACUGCAGCCAAGGACUAUUCUCCUGGCAGCACUAACUUAGACAGGACUAAUAUUUCAAGCCAAACUCCAUCUGCCAAAAGAAGUUUGGGAUUUCUUCCUCAGCCAGCUCCUCUUUCUGUUAAAAAACUGAGGUGUAACCAGGAUUACACUGGCUGGAACAAGCCAAGAGUGCCCCUUUCCUCUCACCAACAGCAGCAACUGCAGGGCUUCUCCAAUUUGGGAAAUACCUGCUAUAUGAAUGCUAUUUUACAAUCUCUAUUUUCACUCCAAUCAUUUGCAAAUGACUUGCUCAAACAAGGUAUCCCAUGGAAGAAAAUUCCACUCAAUGCACUUAUCAGACGCUUUGCACACUUGCUUGUUAAAAAAGAUAUCUGUAAUUCAGAGACCAAAAAAGACUUACUCAAGAAGGUUAAAAAUGCCAUUUCAGCUACAGCAGAGAGAUUCUCUGGUUAUAUGCAGAAUGAUGCUCAUGAAUUUUUAAGUCAGUGCUUAGACCAGCUGAAAGAAGAUAUGGAAAAAUUAAAUAAAACUUGGAAGAUUGAACCUAUUCCUGGAGAAGAAAAUUCACCAGAUAUUUCAGCUACUAGAGUAUACACUUGCCCUGUUAUUACUAAUUUGGAGUUUGAAGUUCAGCACUCCAUCAUCUGUAAAAUAUGUGGAGAGAUUAUUCCCAAAAGAGAACAGUUUAAUGACCUCUCCAUUGACCUUCCUCGAAGGAAAAAGCCACUCCCUCCUCGUUCAAUUCAAGAUUCCCUUGAUCUUUUCUUUAGAGCAGAAGAACUUGAGUAUUCCUGUGAGAAAUGUGGUGGGAAAUGUGCUCUUGUCAGGCACAAAUUUAACAGGCUACCCAGAAUCCUCAUACUUCAUUUGAAACGAUACAGCUUCAAUGUUGCUCUCUCACUUAACAACAAGAUUGGGCAGCAAGUCAUCAUUCCAAGAUACCUGACCCUCUCAUCUCAUUGCACUGAAAAUACGAAACCACCCUUUAACCUUGGUUGGAGUGCACAGAUGGCAGUUUCUAGACCAUUGAAAGCCUCUCAAAUGGUGAAUUCCUGCAUCACCAGCCCUUCUACACCUUCAAAGAAUUUCACCUUCAAAUCCAAGACCUCCUUGGCUUUAUCCCUUGAUUCAGACAGUGAAGAUGAGCUUAAACGCUCUGUGGCCCUUAGCCAUAGGCUUUGUGAAAUGUCAGGCAGUGAACAGCAGCAGGAGGACCUGGAAAAGGAUUCAAAAUCAUGCAGAAUAGAACCUGAUAAAUCUGAAUUGGAAAACUCUGGAUUUGACGGAAUGAGUGAAGAGGAGCUUCUAGCAGCUGUUUUAGAGAUAAGUAAAAGAGAAGCUUCACCAUCUCUCAGUCAUGAAGAUGAUGAGAAACCAACUAGCAGCCCUGAUACUGGAUUUGCAGAAGAUGAUAUUCAAGAAAUGCCUGAAAAUCCAGACUCUGUGGAAACUGAGAAGCCGAAGACAAUCACAGAGCCUGAUCCUGCAAGUUUUACUGAGAUAACUAAAGACUGUGAUGAAAAUAAAGAGAACAAAACUCCAGAAGGAUCUCAAGGAGAGGUUGAUUGGCUCCAGCAGUAUGAUAUGGAGCGUGAGAGGGAGGAACAAGAGCUUCAGCAGGCAUUGGCUCAGAGCCUCCAGGAGCAAGAGGCUUGGGAACAGAAAGAAGAUGAUGACCUCAAAAGAGCUACAGAGUUAAGUCUUCAAGAGUUUAACAACUCUUUUGUGGAUUCAUUGGGCUCUGAUGAGGACUCUGGAAAUGAAGAUGUUUUAGAUAUGGAGUACACAGAAGCUGAAGCUGAGGAACUGAAAAGAAAUGCUGAGACAGGAAAUCUUCCUCAUUCCUAUCGGCUCAUCAGUGUUGUCAGUCACAUUGGUAGCACUUCGUCUUCAGGUCACUACAUUAGUGAUGUGUACGACAUUAAGAAGCAGGCAUGGUUUACAUAUAAUGACCUAGAGGUAUCUAAAAUCCAAGAGGCUUCUGUGCAGAGCGAUCGAGAUCGGAGUGGCUACAUCUUCUUUUAUAUGCACAAGGAGAUAUUUGAUGAGCUGCUGGAAACAGAAAAGAACUCUCAGGCACUUAACCUGGAAGUGGGGAAGACCACUCGUCAGGUUUCAUGAGGAACAAACCCCUGGGUUGGCAGUGUGCACUGCAUAUUCUUUCUUACUGCCACCCACUUCUCUUUCCUCUGCCUGAGAAGAAUUUGGAACUCUACUUGAUGCGGGAGCAACAAACAGCUCAGGGCCAAACCAAAAGACGAGAACUGCAAUUAUGCGGAACGCUCCAUAUUAAUUGUUUUAUGGAAACUGGUCUCACAUCUGUAGCUGAUUAUCCUUUUUUUUCUCCUACAAGAGUGGCACUUCCUUUUGUCUUAGGAAUACAUGUUGUAAAUAUAUAUAUAUAUGUACAUACACACAUAUUUGUGGAAUGAAUGGAGCCUUAAACAGUUAGAAUAGGCCACCAGAGUAUGCCUGCUCAAAAUUAAUAGCACAGCAGUUUGGAAAAGAAAAGUUGUCAAAGAGUCCAUUCACCUGAGAAAUGUAUGCAGAUAUACAUAUCAUUUGGCAUUUAGCUUUUAUGUUCCUUCAGUGAUUUCACUCAAGUCUGAUCUUUCAUGUGUGUUUCUUAUUAGUACACUGGAAAGCCAGCUCCCCAUGUUACACUAAUGACAGUUUGUCCUCCUGGCAAAGGAGGGGCAUUUCUGCCAUCUGACUUGAGGAGCUUUUAUAAAAAAAUAUAUAUUUCAUGGAUUUGUAAUGCUUUUGCUGUUUACAUGCAGUCCCAAGAAAUGGAUUUUUGGUGCUUUGGAAUGUGCUGUGUUGCCACAUUUGAUAUUCAUUGUACACUUUGUUUUCUUUCAAAAGAAUCUUCACACAGUAUGUUCAUUGUGUAUCAUCUGUAUUAUUGUGGUGAAGAUAGAAUCUUUUGUUUUUCUUCUGUGUCAUUCUUCCAUGGAGCAAGCAUUACCCUAACAGACUGAAGAAAAACUGUAAGAGGUAGGAAAGUGAUGUCCCAGUUGGGACUCCCCAACAAGAAUACCUAAGGAAAAUGAAGAAUACUAGCAUCUCUGUCUCCCAGACAUAGAGAGGUCAGGAGGAGUAUUCUUGUGUUCAAGCUGAAACUCUGGACCACUAAAGCUGAAAGCCCUGCUGCAAAGGUGAAAUUGAGCGCGUGAGCUGCGGGAAAAGCUUAACCAUUAAUCAUUUGCCUUGCUAUUCAAACAGGGUGGGAAUUAAAAUGUGAUAGGUUUAGGUAAUUCCAGAAGCUAACGAAUAACAAAGGUGCAUAAUAGAUUUAUUACUUUUUAGGUGCUUUGAGUUGAGGUCAAAUAGGGGUGCAACAUUUAAGUGAGUUAUAUCACUCAGCUGACAUAACCUGCUUGGUUAAGCAGCUUGUGAAACCAUAUAAAGAAUGAGUUUGAGAGUAGAAUUCUCUGUUCCUAAAAUAAUUUUGUGAGCCCAGGAAUCAUUAGGAUCACACAGAGUUAAGUAUAGCAAAAUGAAACCUUCAACAUUUUCUUUCAUUUUUAAGCCCAUCAUCACAGAAAAUGUAACAUCUUUUCUAGAAGAUUGCCUUAAGAGAGCUCCAGCCCUACUCCUGAAACUUGGAUAUGGGAAAAAAAAAAAAAAGAAACUUGGAUAUGUUCUGACAUAGUAACCUGUUCUAAAAUGCUGAAUCUUUCUAUUGUAAGUGGCCCCAGCACUUUUGCUUAACUACUGAUGAAAGCUUUGUCUCCUACCUGUCAAUGUAGUGAAUGUUGCUGAAUGGUGUGGUGGUAGGAUAUGCAGGAGCAGUAUAGAGCAGGGGAAAAUACUUGUUUAAAAAGCUAGCUUUUAAAAUUUUGUUUCCACUAGGGAGGCUUUUUUUUUCCCCUUGGGGAAAAAACUGUUUUCUCAUAUAUGAGUGAAGUGGUAAUCAAAUUCUUUAGUUAUUUAUUACUUCUCUGUGUCUAUACUUGAGAGUUUGAGAGAGGUGCUUUUAAAAAUGGGAAUGAUUUGACGUUAGUGGGUGCAUUUAGGGCAUUUAAACAAAUAGAAGUGAUGCCGUAAGCCCAGGUUGCCCGUGAAGUAUCUUUGUUUGACUUGCUUUUCGUAGCUUGUGUGUAUGGUUUUGAAGUACACUUGGCUUAAACCUAAUUUAAUUUGCUCUUCAUGUCUCGGGCAGGACUUAUUAGAUCAAACUAGGAGAUGAGUUAUCUCACUGCUCGUAUACUUGCAUGUUUGGGACUUGAAGUUUCCUUGAUACAUCUGUUGUUUUGGCCUGGUCAGCCUUCCUUUCUCCCUUCACUCCUUCAACUAUUACCCCUUUCACUACUAAGUUAAUUUCUCAUUUUGGUUCCGUGAAGGGUUAAUGACUACAGAUGGAAAGCUCAGCCAGACCAUAUUGAUGGGGUUUGUUUUUUGUUUUUUUGAGCUGACAGUAUUUAUUUUAAAAUUACCGGUAGAUUAUAUUUUUUGUGCAGUUUGCUCAGAAUCAGGAGAUGGGGCACUUGACAUGUUAGUGCCAGAAAGGGACAAAGUAGAUAAGGACAGAGUGCUUCAGUUCCAGGCAGCUUGCACAAUAACUAAUAUUCUAUUGAAAAUACCAAAUACGGUUACAUUACUUUAAAUGACUUUGAAUUGAAACUUGACAGUACUUAAUUUUACACACAGUUCAUCUUAAUUGGAAUAUUUUGAACGGGAAAAUGAAACUAAAAUUCAAACAUUAAUUCUUACCACCUAGUAUUACUACAAAGGAUUGGGAAGUUGCAUGUGGCCAGAUGUUACUAUCAUUUUAGAAGUCCAAACUAUAAUUUAGGCCUACAGGAAGAUAGAUUCUGUUGUGUUGGGAAUAUGUAUGUGUGUACAAACUCUGAAGUUUUGUCUCAGCAAAAUAGAAUAAGAAGCAAAUCCAUGAAUUAUUCUUCUAUUUGUAUUUUGAUUCCAAGAGCUACUUGUUUACUUGCCGUGGUCUGUUAAUUUCAGACCUAACUUAAUGGCUCAAUAACAAAUGUAAAUAUGUUUACAUUUUAAGAAGUAUACAGUGAUACUUAAAGAUCAGUUCAUUAACUCUGGGAGGCAAGUACUAGAUAUUUAUUUCUCUCCUUGAUCAAGUGUAAAAUUCUUCUAAAAGAAAAACUUGUAAGACCUCAGCAAGUGAAUUCAUGAAUUUACUUAUUCUUCCAUACUGCAGUUACCAUUAUGUAUCUAUAUAAAUACAGCUCUACACAUGUACAGCUGAAUAUGUAGUUAUAUAAUGAAAACUAUUUGGAAACACCUAAAUUAAAGAGAUUCUUGGCAGUUUCUCAUAUGUAAUUGAGCAUGACGAGUGUAGAGAGAGCAUGGGGGUUGGAGACAGGGAAAGAAAAGGUACUUUGUAAACUCAUUUGUGAUCUACUAGAAAGAGAUUAUACUAAAUAAAAAUUACCCUUCUUCCCCUUUCUUCUCUGUCCUCUGGAGUAACUAUAGUGGAUGCUCUUAGUACUUUUUGCCUUGUUUAAGUGAUUCCCCUGAAGUGGUCUUUUAUUUUAAGUCAGGGAAGCAGAGCUGGAUCUCCAAGUGGAUCCUGUAUACACAUGGAGAUUUUCAGAAAAGUCACCAGCAACCCAAUACUAGAUGCAAGUCACAUAAAAGUAUCCCCCCCAAAACAGAUACAUCUUUUUCUUUCUCCCCAUCUUGCUUUACACCAAAUAAUGAUCUUUAAAUUGUGUACAAAAACUAAACAGAUUUCUUCCCUCUUAACAUCUUUCUGAUGUGUUACUUCAGAAUUCUAAUUUUGUCUCUAUCCGUGUCUUAUUAACAUCUGAAAAAUAUAUAUAUAUAUAUUUUAUUGGAAGACAAUAGUUUGUUAGGCCUUGAGAAUUUUGUGACAGAUUUCUUUUGCUGUGUCUCACCACGACCACUGACUCCUUUAUGGCAUGCUUUGAUUACUAAACUUCAGACAGACUCUUUUGUUGUAUCACAUAUAUUUAUACACAGUAAAUUUUCCUUUCCGUGUGUGCUAUGUAUCUGAGGUUUUGAAGUUUAAAAAAUGUGCCAGUAUGGAUAUAAGCAGUUGAUUUCAGUCAUUUGGACUUAAGAAGUGCAGGGGUUUGAAGUAGAUGUCCACUGCUGUCUGAAUAGAGUAGAUGAGGGUCUGGAUCAGGGUCCAAUGCCAAAACGAGCAGUCAUCUGAACUGGUCUGUCUCAAGAACAGAGGGGUGGAAGAGAGACACACCUCGUCUUUAGGUUUACCCCCACUCUUUUUUCCUUCCAUCUCCAACUUCUCUGACCUAUCUCAGUGUUGUUUAUGCUACGGAGAGGAGAACAGAAGUAAGCUUCUUCAUCUUUAUCUAGUUGAGCCACUACCAGGCAAACCUGGCAGCUUUGGCCACAUUAUUUGUGAGGUGAUUUUCUUUGUGUUCAGAGUGACUUUUGAUUCUGAUUCAUUAUUUUGUAUGGAGCGGCACUUUAUCUGUGUUUUAGCAGAACUGUUCCUCUGUACCCCUUACGGUUUUUUCUUAUUUUUUUGUUUACCUUUUAAAUUAUGCAUAGAGUUUUUUUGUGUGUGAAAUUAAAGCCUUUAUUAACCUUG
Molecule: messenger RNA, 7961 nt
Organism: Bubalus bubalis (water buffalo)
Lineage: Eukaryota; Metazoa; Chordata; Mammalia; Artiodactyla; Bovidae
Gene: USP37
Product: ubiquitin specific peptidase 37
Exons: 26
Coding region: 584-3529 (981 amino acids)
Biological process (GO): G1/S transition of mitotic cell cycle; protein deubiquitination
Cellular component (GO): nucleus; cytosol
Molecular function (GO): cysteine-type endopeptidase activity; cysteine-type deubiquitinase activity
Source: RefSeq, a predicted model, not a curated record